AUGACCGAGCACCUGUUGAAAAUACUGAUUGUUGGUGAUGCCUUUGUCGGGAAGAGCUUUAUUCAUCGCUAUGUCAAGGGGCAGUUCAACAACAUGUACAAAACGACAAUAGGAGUGGAUUUUUCGAUGAAAGUGCUGCACUGGUCAGAUAAAGAAAUAGUCAGACUGCAACUGUGGGAUAUCUCAGGCCAGGAGUGUUUCGGAUCCAUGACCAGGGUUUAUUACAAAGGUGCACUGGGCUGUGUUGUGAUGUUUGAUGUCACCGAUUCAUCCAGCUUCUUCAACUGUCUCCAAUGGAAACGGGACCUGGAUGACAAGGCUAAGCUGCCCAAUGGAGGCCCUAUCCCCUGUAUCCUGCUGGCCAACAAGUGUGAUCUACCCCAGCGAGCUGUGUCAGCAGAAAGCAUCGACACGUUCGGUAAGGACAACGGCUUCAUAACUUGGAUGGAGACUUCAGUCAAAGAGAACAAGAAUGUUGGAGAAGCUAUGAGGAGGUUGGUGGAGAAGAUUCUGUCAGUUCAGUCUGGUCUGGACCCACUGGAGCCCAGAUCUGGAGACACUGUUAAUCUUCAACAGAACUCGGAGCUCAACACAGAAAGGAAAUGCUGCUGAAACUCUGCAUGAAAAACCACAGCACAAAAAUAAGCAUUUUCAGCAGUUUUACGUCAAAGAAGAAAACAAGCGACACAAGUUUUCACAGUGCUGUGGCUGUUCUUUGCUGUGCUGUUAUCAUGUAUA
Messenger RNA from Acanthochromis polyacanthus (spiny chromis), 738 nucleotides. Its product is annotated as ras-related protein Rab-7L1-like. Gene Ontology annotation, molecular function: GTPase activity; GTP binding. NCBI's taxonomy places the organism in Eukaryota, Metazoa, Chordata, Actinopteri, Pomacentridae. Gene Ontology annotation, biological process: vesicle-mediated transport. Gene Ontology annotation, cellular component: Golgi apparatus; vesicle; trans-Golgi network. The record is from RefSeq and is a predicted model, not a curated record.